Messenger RNA from Triplophysa dalaica, 1220 nucleotides. RefSeq lists its product as uncharacterized. Lineage: Eukaryota; Metazoa; Chordata; Actinopteri; Cypriniformes; Nemacheilidae. The transcript has 2 exons. The coding region runs from base 110 to 1030 and encodes 306 amino acids. The record is from RefSeq and is a predicted model, not a curated record.
GUUAAUCACUGCGUGAAGUUGUACGUGCAGAAGAUCGUGGCGAUAACAAAACUUCGUUUGUUAUUCAUUAGAUAUUUUGGUUUUGUUCUUCACUUUUUUGUGAAUUUACAUGAAUUCACUCCGUCAUUUAAACAUGAGGGACGUGGACAAGACGACUCUCCAGAAGCAGAAACUGCCGUGUUUCAUUAUCACAGGUAAAAGGCUUUCUGGCAGACCUUCUGGAGCUUCUUCAUCAGAGAUUGGACAGAAGACAGCUAGAACUUCCUUCUUGCCUGAGAUUGUGCAGAAAUCGGCUUCAGAUGGAAGACCUGCAGGCCGUCGAGGGCUGAGAGCUCCUUCAGAUUUGACUGUCCUGUCAGAGGGAAAUCAGAGGGACUCUCCAUGUAAGCCUGGCAGGACCAACACAUUCCUUCCACCUUUAUCUCGGCUGCACAGUCUUGCCGGUCAACCAGCCCGGGUGGACAAAUCUUCAUUCAAAAGAAGCAAAAGCAUGCUUAGGAUCCCUGACAACAUGUCUGUUUUAAAACCAUUGUGUGUUUCCAUUGAGCCUAUCACCCGCCCACAGAAAACAGGCAAUGCUUUUACGGAGAGACCACGGCUGCCCAGUCUUGUGAGUCAACCAGUCAGUUUGGACGACUCUAUAUUCAAAAGAAGUAAAACCAUCUGGAGGAUGCCUGACAACAUGUCUGUUUUGGAACCAUCGUGUGUUGCUAUCAAGCCUGUCCCUCGCCCUAAGAAAACAGGCAAUGCUUUUACGGAGAGUCCACGGCUGCCCAGUCUUGUGAGUCAACCAUUCAGUGUGGACGACUCUACAUUCAAAACAAGUAAAACCAUCGGGAGGAUGCCUGACAACAUGUCUGUUUUGGAACCAUCGUGUGUUGCUAUCAAGCCUGUCCCUCGCCCUAAGAAAACAGGCAAUGCUUUGCAGAGACCAGGCUGCAGUGCCUAUCCAUGUCAUGACAUCUCAUCAGAUCGACAGACUGUCCUAAAGACCACAAGAAGAAAGGAAAUCAUAUUUUGUUGGACAUAAUUUUUGUCUUUUCUGUAUUUAAGAUUUAAGAUUAACCCGACUGCUCUGGAUUAAAAAAUCUUGUUUGCAUCAAAACAAGUUUACUGUGCAUCAUAAAAAUCUUGUGUGCAUCAAAAACAGUUUACUGUGCAUUAAAAAGCUUGUGUGCAUCAAUAAAGUUGCACUCUUUGUAAUAAAGACCUUUCAAGAA